Molecule: messenger RNA, 2808 nt
Organism: Empidonax traillii (willow flycatcher)
Lineage: Eukaryota; Metazoa; Chordata; Aves; Passeriformes; Tyrannidae
Gene: CEP83
Product: centrosomal protein 83
Exons: 17
Coding region: 548-2689 (713 amino acids)
Cellular component (GO): centrosome
Source: RefSeq, a predicted model, not a curated record
GUGAGAGGGCGGCCGGGCUGUGAACGGGGGACCGGACUGUGGGAACGGGGCCGGGCUGUGAGAGGGCGACCAGGCUGUGGGAGCGAGGCCGGGCUGUGAGGGGGCGCCGGGCUGACCGAGGCCUUUCUGCGUGCCCGGAGUUUCCCCUCGCGGCGAAGGGAGGCCCUUGGGCCUCUUCGCCGGCCCCGCGCUCCUCCCCGGCCGUCGGUCGCGGCGCAGCCGGAGCAGAUCUCGGUUCGUCCCAGAGCGCCCUCGCCUGUGCCCGCCGUUCCGGCUGCGGGAGCGGCCUGCUGCGGCCUCUGCGGGCUGCCCGUGCGCUGCUCGGUUCGGAAUCGCCCGGCGCAAGCCCGGAGCAUAGUUCAGAGCCCUCUCGCUGCUAGGCUUUCCAGUCUUUACGUUUGCCUGCUUUCGUUUCCACCAGCGAUCCUGAGCCACGGAUGGCUGGAGGGUAAUGAUUAUUUUUCCUGGUGAUUGCUUUGGCUAUUGCAAGUUGCUGAUGAUGAAUCAGUAGAAUAUGGAUUGUUAAAGUAAUACGAGUCAUCAUAAAAUGGAUGGUUUGGGCCGCUUCCUUCCUCCUGUGGUUGGAAAUGGUGAUACAGAUAAUCCAGAAGAAUUACUGAAACUUCUGAUAGAUGAAAAAAUUCGAAGUGAACGCCAUAAAACAAAUUAUCAAAUUUUAAAGGCAGAACAUCAAAGAUUACAGGGCGAUUAUACCAAAUCGCAAGAAGAAAUGAAGCAGUUAUUAGAUGAAAAACAGGCUGCAAAUGACAAAGUUCAGCAGCUUGUCACUGAAUAUCAAGAGCAGUUACUGAGUAAAUCACAAGAGCUGGAAAAACUGAAGAUGCAGGUGAUAACUCCUCAAAAAUUAGAACUGUUAAAAGCAAAAAUACAGGAGGAAUUGGAAUCUCCUAUGAGAGAACGUUAUCAGAAGCUAGAAAAUGAAGUGGAAAAAUACAGAACACUGUAUAACAAACUUCGUUACGAACAUACUUUUCUGAAAUCAGAAUUUGAACACCAACAGGAAGAACACGCACGUAUUUUAGAACAGAAGAAAAUAAAAUAUGAGGCUGAGAUUGCAAGACUGGAUAAAGAUAAAGAAGAACUCCACAAUCAGCUGCUUAGUGUUGAUCCCACGAAGGACAGUAAACGUGUGGAGGCACUCUCUAGAGAAAAGGCACAACUGUGUCAGAAAUUAAAAGCCUUAGAAGCAGAAGUAGAAGAACUAAGAGCAGAAAGACACAAUUGUGGUGUGCAAGCAGAAAAUGUUCAAAGAGUACAAGCACGACAGUUAGCUGAGAUGCAGGCUACAAUGCGGUGUCUAGAGGCAGAAAAGAAGUCUGCUGAAAUGCAGGUUGAUCGAAUUGAGAAAGAACUGCAGAUGAGUAAUGAGCAGAACAUUGUCUUAACUAGCAAAGUUCACAAAUGCGAACGAGAAGUCAAUUCCUUAGCUGCUAAAGUAGAAGAACUUAAACAUUCACAUAAAUUGGAAUUAACAAAUGUCAAACUGGAGGCAGCAAGAACAAAGGGUGAGGUAGAAAGGGAGAAAAACAAGAUUCAAAGUGAAAUGGAUGGAUUGCUGUCCGACAAGGAAAUUCUUAAGGCAGCUGUUAAACGUCAUAAAGUGCUUUUAGUAGAAAAGGAUCGGGAGCUAAUUCGUAAAGUGCAAGCUGCCAAAGAGGAAGGUUUUGACAAUAUUGCAGCCUUACAGAAUGAAAAGUUAGAACUCGAGAACAGAUUAGCUCAUCUAGAGAAGAUGAAACUGGAACAAGAUACUUGGAGGCAGUCUGAAAAGGAUCAGUAUGAAGAGAAACUACGUGCUGCACAGAUGGCAGAAGAAUCUAGCAAAAAGGAACUUCAGCGUUUGAGAUUGAAAAUUCAGCAGCAAACUAUGCAGAGGAAAGAGCUGGAAGAAUGGAAACGUGAAAGUGCUGAUCAGAAACAGCAAAUCCACGACAUGCAACUCCAGCUUGCCUCACUUUCUCAAUCAGAAAAGGAUUUGCUGGAGUCUAAUGAGAAGUUGAAGGAAAGAAUAGAAAGACUGAAACAAGAAUGUCAACAGGCAGAGAAAGCUCAACUGGAAAGAGAGAAGACUUUAGAAUGCCAUCGUAUGGAAUGGCUGCAGGAGAAGCGUAUGCUUACUCAGUGCAUCACAGACUAUGAAGAAAAAUACAACCAACUGAGGAACAAGCUGUGUCGAGCUGCUGUUGCUCAGAAAAAGAGAAAGACUCUCAAUGACAAUAAACAAAGGAGGAUGCGUGAAAAAAUAGAACUUUUGGAAGCCAAGAUGGAAGAAUUAGAAAAACAAAAUCAGAUGUUAAUUAGGCAGAACGUUUCCUCUGAGGAAUACACACGCCUCCAGAAGAGACUAAAGGACCUGCAACGUCGACACAAUGAAUUCCGGAGUAUAAUUCUGAACCCUAACAUACCGCCACUCAAUCCACUUGGGAUAAUGCCAUCGUCCGCCCUGCCUCCUGGGUCUGAGGUGUCCUUCCCUCUUCUUCAGGAGGAGCAGCAUCAAAGGGAGCUUUCCCUGCUUCGCAAGAGGUUGGAGGAAUUAGAAACCAGGCAGAGAAAACAGCUGGAAGAUCUUGGACCACCUAGAGAGCGGGUAAUGGGGGAUGCAUACAGGGACUUGGCAAGAAACAAGAUCACUGGAGAAAGCGAAGCACAAAGCGAGGACUCCAAAUAAAUCUGCAAACUCUCCAUGCUGUUAACUUGCAAUAACUUAUCCUUUGUAUGUGCUUUUAAUAUUUUGCCAAAAACAUGCCUGUAUGUGCCUGAAUAGAACCAAAUAUACUCUUCAGAGUU